UCCGGUUUUCACCCUAAGGGGGAAAGAGAUUCCUAUGGAGGCCCGCGAAGGACUUUCUUGCCCGCUUCGAAGUCCCGGACGCACAUGCGCACUGACAGGAGAGUCUGCUCCUUGCUGCUGCUAAGCAAAGCAAAAGCAUCCGGUGAAAUCCUGGCCCAAAAGAGGAGCAAAGUCUGCAUUGCCUAUGACUCUGCUGGAGAAAAUGACAUCAAGGAGGCAACCAAAAGAAAGAGAUGGGAGCCCCGGAAUUGGGAGCAGCACCUGAGCAAUAUCCGAGAAAUGAGGAAGGCGAAGGAUGCUCCAGUGGACCAGAUGGGAGCCGGGAAAUGCUAUGAUGCCGAUGCUCCUCCAGAGGUCAUGCGCUACCAGGUCCUUCUGUCGCUGAUGCUCUCCAGCCAAACCAAGGACCAGGUCACUUCAGCCGCCAUGAUGCGCCUCCGGGAACAUGGCCUCACAGUGGACAACGUUCUGAAGACCAAUGAUGCAACUUUGGGUCAGCUAAUCUAUCCGGUGGGGUUUUGGAAGCGCAAGGUGAAGUACAUCAAGGACACCACUGCCAUUCUGAAGCGCGACUAUGACAGCGACAUCCCCAAGACAGUCGGAGAGCUGGUCAAGCUGCCGGGAGUCGGCCCCAAGAUGGCCCAUUUGGUGAUGGACAUUGCUUGGCAGGACGUCUCUGGAAUCGGUGUGGACACACAUGUGCAUCGGAUUUGCAACCGAUUGAAGUGGACCAAGAAUGAAACCAAGCUCCCUGAGGAAACAAGGCAAGCCCUGGAAGAAUGGCUGCCCAGGGAACUCUGGAGUGAGAUCAACUGGCUGCUGGUUGGGUUUGGCCAGCAAACCUGCCUUCCCAUUGCCCCCCGCUGCAGCCAGUGCCUCAACAAGGACAUCUGCCCAGCUUCCAAGAAACGCUGAAGACGCAAAAGAGGAAAAGGUGAUUCCAUGAAGGUGUAUUUCGACUUUCCUUUGGUCUUGAAUCAGAGGGGAUGGAAUCGUAUAGCCUUCCAGAUACGGUUGGACUGCAAUUCCCAAUGCUCCUCCCUGGCCGGGGAUGAUGGAAGUUGCAGUCAAAGGCCAUAUGGUUUUUAUGGCUGGUUUAAUUCCAAUUGUUUGGCCUGUGUAGACAAGACUAGUUGGUUCCCAAGCCUUGCCCUUCUGGCUGCGGAUUCUGAGAGAUGGAGUCUAAAAGGGGAACAAGGUUAGGGAACCAUUGGACUAGAAGCAUUCAAUCCAUGACACUAAAUAGGUUUUCUUAGGUUGGAUCUGGACCAAAAUAUGGCGAGGGAGAGGCAGAACAAGGGCAUCUAUUCCUCUGAGCAUGUUAUGGGAAACUCCUUGGUGAUGAAUCGGAUCUGCUAUUAUAUCAGGGAUUUCUGCUGGCUCAUUUUGACAUUUUUAAUUAUCCUCUUUUUAUUUUCUUCUUUAUUAAAGGUUCAGGAUGGCUUUCUGGGUGGCUACCAUAUGCAUACUUUCCUCCCUUCCUAGGAAAUGUUUGCAGAUCCUGGAAUUCCCCAUUUAAGCACUAAUAAGUUAGUUGCUAGGCAGGAAUAAUUGCCUGGUAACAGCAAUGAAUAGGGGGACACUCAAAGGUAUGAUCCUUGAGUCAGGAAAGGAAAGAUGGUGGUUGCAAAACAAAUGGAACUUGUAGUCCUCUCUUAUCGCUCUGUUGAAGCCUUUGGAAAACUGCAAUGAAAAGGAAUGAAAAGGAAUUUUGGAAAAUAGAUGGUUUAAAAGCAGGAAGUCUUAAACCAAAAGCAGAAAUUAUUCUUUCUUUUCUAGUCCUGUUGGAUUGCAAUUCCCAGCAGUGAGGAGUGAUGGACUUUGCAAUCCUCAAAUCAUUCCCAGACAUUGGAGAGAACCCUAAAUAAAUCCCACCUUAAAGGAAUCAUCUAUUUUUCUAUAAUAAUAUUUUGCCAUGCCUUACCAGUCAUCUUGGAUCGCAACUCCCAGCAGCCCGAAAUGGUGAGGAAUAAUGGGUGUCACAGUCCCAAUACCAUUAAGCAUUUGAAAGAAUGGCAUUCACCUUACACUGUUUUUUCCUAUAAUAAACAUUAUGUUCUUUGUUAAACAUGGUGUCCGCAAGUAUGUGUUAUGUUCAGGGCUGCGUCUACACUGUGGAAUUAAUGCAGUUUGACGCCGCUUUGGUGAAACUACUUCUCACAGGAUCCCAUUUGAGCCAUGGCAGUUAAAAAGUGAUGUCAAACUGCAUUCAUUCUGCAAUGUAGAUGUAUCGGAGCCAAGGAGAAAAUUGCAGGAUUAUCAAUACAGCAAACACCAGGAACGCCCAACGUCUCUCUGUACAUGGUAAACCUAUUUUUUUAUUACUGACAUUUUAGUAUACAUUUAUUUAUUUUUACACAAUGCAAUUAACAGCUCUGAUAACUUUGUAAUAAGUUUCUAAGAAGUGCAGAAACGGAGGGUUAACUGUGCUUAGCAUUAAAACGUGCUUUUUAAAUCAGGAGGGGAAAUAAAUCAUUCAGUGGAAAAAGA
Anolis sagrei ordinatus is the source of this 2490-nucleotide messenger RNA. It is a transcript of the gene NTHL1, whose product is annotated as nth like DNA glycosylase 1. Gene Ontology annotation, cellular component: nucleus. The record is from RefSeq and is a predicted model, not a curated record. NCBI's taxonomy places the organism in Eukaryota, Metazoa, Chordata, Lepidosauria, Squamata, Anolidae. Gene Ontology annotation, molecular function: DNA-(apurinic or apyrimidinic site) endonuclease activity; DNA binding; oxidized pyrimidine nucleobase lesion DNA N-glycosylase activity. Gene Ontology annotation, biological process: base-excision repair, AP site formation; nucleotide-excision repair; base-excision repair.